UACGUCACCUGACCAAGACUCUGGAGAGGCAAUGGCGGCGCCCACGUUGCGCUCAUGCUGUUCUGUAAGGCGUUGGGCUUUAACCUAUAUUGAUGGCGGUUCUCGCCGCGGAAGACGGGCUCCGACUGGGUCCACGUCCAGCGGGAAAAGGGGACAGAGUUCUGUGGCUCAGCAGCCCCUCAUUACGACCCAGAAGGAGAGGAAAGGUGAACACAAAUGGGCAUCUGUGGUAGGCUUGGAAAUUCAUGCCCAGAUUUCUUCCAACUCUAAACUCUUCUCUGGAUCUCAAGUCCGCUUUGCAGCACCUCCAAAUUCCUUGGUAUCUUUUUUUGAUGCAUCUCUGCCUGGAACUUUGCCGGUUCUCAACAGGAGGUGUGUCGAGGCAGCAGUGAUGACAGGCCUGGCACUGAACUGCCACAUAAACAAGAAGUCCUUGUUUGACAGGAAGCACUACUUCUAUGCAGACCUCCCUGCAGGCUACCAAAUUACCCAGCAGAGGCUCCCGAUCGCAGUAAAUGGGAGCUUGGCAUACAGCAUCUGCGUGGAGAAAAAGCCGAGUCAGUUGAUCACCAAGACAGUGAGGAUCAAGCAGAUCCAGCUGGAGCAAGACAGUGGCAGAAGCCUCCAUGAUGACCUUCGGUCUCAGACACUCAUUGAUUUGAACAGGGCAGGAGUCGGCCUUCUGGAAGUGGUCCUGGAGCCAGACAUGUCGUGUGGAGAAGAGGCAGCAACAGCUGUCAGGGAGCUGCAGCUGAUACUUCAAGCCCUGGGGACCAGCCAGGCAAAUAUGGCAGAGGGCCAGUUGAGAGUGGAUGCCAAUGUAUCUGUGCAUCACCCUGGGGAGCCUUUGGGCAUUCGAACUGAAGUGAAGAAUCUCAACAGUGCCAGGUUCUUGGCCAAAGCAAUAGACUAUGAAAUUCAGAGGCAAAUCAAGGAACUUGAGAAUGGAGGUGAAAUUCUGAAUGAAACCCGCUCAUUUGAUGACAAGCUGGGGUGCACUGUCCCGAUAAGAGACAAAGAAGGAAAACAAGACUACAGGUUUAUGCCUGAACCCAACCUGCCUCCGCUGAUCCUCUACGACACGGCUUCUCUGCCUGCCAACGUGGACCCGCAGCAAGUGAUCAAUAUUGACUGGAUUCGGGAGCAGCUGCCUGAGCUCCCCAGGGUGACAAGGGAGAAGCUCACCCAGCAGUACGGGAUGCUGCCAGAACACAGCUUCACCUUACUGAAUGAAGUUGGCCUACUGGAGUUCUUCCAAAAUGUGAUAAAAGAAACUAGGGCAGAGCCAAAAAAAGUGACUAACUGGGUCCUCAACACUUUCCUGGGCUUUUUAAAGCAGCAGAACCUUACUGUGAGUGAGAGCCCUGUGACGCCGUCGGCACUGGCUGAGCUUCUCAACCUGCUGGACAGGAAAGCAAUUUCUUCAGCCGCAGCUAAACAGGUGUUGGAGGAACUGUGGAGGAGUCAAGGGAAGACCCCAGCACAGAUUGUUUCAGAACGGAAGCUUGAACUGAUGCAGGAUCGAGAGGCCCUGGAACGGCUUUGCCAGGCCACGAUGGAGGGACAUCCUCAAGUGGUAAUGGAUGUGAAGAAGGGAAACCCCAAAGCUAUAAAUAAGCUGAUUGGGUUGGUCCGAAGAGCGACUCUCAGCCGAGCAGACCCGACCGAGGUAAAGGAGAUCCUGGAGAAGCAGCUGUCGCCGUGAGACGCUUCCCGCCCGGCCUCAGGGAGACCAGCACGGCGGGACAGACCCGCAGCCUGGGGCCCCGACGCCCUGUGCUCGCAUGCCGCCCGCCUGCUCCCCGGCCCAAGGGGCCAGCAGCGGCCUCACCCGUUUGCUGCCUUGGUGUCAAAAUGGUCCCCAUAAUCCCGAACUAAAUGACCCACUUCUAAACACUGUUACCAUUCUAAAAUAAGUCCUUUAACAAAUAUUUCUGGGCAUGGCCUAUGGGCCAGGCAGGCAUUGUUCUAAGUGUUGGGAUUUGCAGCAAUCAAGAGAGUGAUGUGGAGGCCGUAGUUAAGCCUAAAAAUAGAUUGUGAUGAAAACGCAGCAAAAUAGAUGACACGGCCCAAACAGCGCUUGUUCAGGCCCCGUGAGUGGGGAAGGACAUCAGUCUUCUGUAUUAGAUUCGCUCACCCCGAGUAAAAGUGAUGCUGCCUGUUCAGUUCUGGGGAUCCCAGAAGGCACGGCCUGAGAACAAUUUUUUUUUUUCCUGGUAAAACAGACGACAGACAUUUUCAAAUAAAUUUAAUGAAUAAAAUAUAUACUGAAAUAUCACAUACAAAAUUAACUUACACUUCAAAGAUUGUGCAGUUGACAACUUCCCCCACCCCCAAUCCUCAGACCAUAAAAAGGUUUUUAAAAAACUAUAAUAUUAAGUUGAUCUGUUUUGCCUGGCAAGAAUGAUUAUAAACUAGUAAGUACAUCAACUUGACCUUUAACAGUAACUGUGGUGUAGUUAACGGUAGUGGCACACAGGCUGGGCUGCCUUCACACCAUUCUCCUGACAGUAACACUAGUUCCUUCACCCGGAAGUGCCCCUUUGUUCACUGUAUGCCCCUGUUACCUCUGACUCGGUAUGCUCAAAGACCCGUUUUGCAAAUGCUGAUUUUUAAAAGUACAUGCCCAACUGUUACAUAAGUAACAGAACAAAAUCCUUGGAGGCCCUGAUUAUACCAAGUUCAUGAGCCUACUUAGACGUGUACAAGCACUUCCAUCAUGAACGGAGCCCCAGAACACUAGACUGCCCCCCACCAGUACAGCAGCGAGUGGGUCCUGGGUCGCAGUGCCUCCCUCCCAAGGUCCCUAAGAGCAGCGACAGAGAUGUGCCUCUGACUCAGCCAAAACGGGCAGAAAGGAAACCACUUGGGUGGUUUAUUUCAGACAAGCAUGAAGAGAAUGUUUCUAAAAAAGACUUUUUAAAAGAGUGACUUAGAGUUUAAGUGAAUAUGUUACGUCACCCAGAUAGCCAUGUGCCCGUGAUGCAUUCCGUUGCCAGACUGAAUACUACUGGGCCCAAGAGUAAAACCUUUUCUCCUUCAACAGAAAAAGAGUCCGUUCUCUCUCCUUGCUCCAAAGGUCUCUGAAUUACAAACGGACAAAGGCAGUUUGAGAUUAGAUCUGGCAGGAUCAUUAUUUUGUAAGAAAUAAUAUGGUUCAGUUUUGUCUUACAAACUCCAUUUUCACCAAAAGUCUGACUUCUUGGUCAUCAAACUUUAUAGAAAGCACUGGAGGAUCUUUGCAGACCUUUUCAAUCAAGGGCUUACUUACAUGGUGGUGGGAGGUUGGGGCAGCCUGAUGACAGUUUACCAAGACUUGUCAAGUGCAAACUAUUACAGACUGAUGGUUUCCAAAGGAAAAUGCCCUUGUUAAAACACUGGGUCCUUACAAUGCCAACCGUCACCCAGCUCUGAGAAUUGCCCAUGUCUUGAAUGCCCACUUCUGAAACCUUGAAAAUCAGACUGUUAUCAUUGUUAUAAAAGCUAAUAAAAACACAGCUAUCUUACUUGG
Molecule: messenger RNA, 3511 nt
Organism: Manis pentadactyla (Chinese pangolin)
Lineage: Eukaryota; Metazoa; Chordata; Mammalia; Pholidota; Manidae
Gene: GATB
Product: glutamyl-tRNA amidotransferase subunit B
Exons: 13
Coding region: 32-1705 (557 amino acids)
Biological process (GO): mitochondrial translation; glutaminyl-tRNAGln biosynthesis via transamidation
Molecular function (GO): glutaminyl-tRNA synthase (glutamine-hydrolyzing) activity
Source: RefSeq, a predicted model, not a curated record